AUGGCCUCGUCAAACAGCAUGCAGUACCAGUUCUCAAUCGAGAUCUUCGGCCACGGCGAAGACCCAAACCACCGCUCGCACUGGGGCUUCGUAAUCCACCGCCCACCAAACACCCACGGCGACCUCCUCCACGUCCGGCCGAUCGACCUGAAGAGGCUAUGGUACGAGUUUGAGCCUCAAUACGGGACAGAGCUGAACGUCAUGCAGGCAUUAGGCCUGUGCAAGAUCUCGACGCUGGACUCGGAGCAGAGGCGACAGGCAAUUACGAUUAUCGGGGCUGAGCCGGCGCCUAGAGAUGGUGUGCGCAGGUGCCAGGAUUGGGUGUUCAGUACUUUGAUUGCACUCGAGGUUGAGGAGUUGGUUCCGCCUGGGGCGUCGGAGUUCUGGAAGGGGUUGAUUGGAAAGACGGCGAGGGAGGUUCAAAGUGCUGUUGGGGGGAAUUGGAGCCCUAUAUGA
This is a messenger RNA of Penicillium chermesinum, 456 nucleotides long. RefSeq lists its product as uncharacterized. NCBI's taxonomy places the organism in Eukaryota, Fungi, Ascomycota, Eurotiomycetes, Eurotiales, Aspergillaceae. The record is from RefSeq and is a predicted model, not a curated record. The transcript has a single exon. The coding region runs from base 1 to 456 and encodes 151 amino acids.